UCUGAAAAUCCAGGCCAGUCAGCCACACUAAUACUGUCAGUUAUGGGUAGAAGAGGUCCGUCUUCGAUGACUGCUGAACAAGUUAGCCUGGCAAAAGUCUCAGGUCCUGAGAGUUUUAGCAAUGGUGUACUAACUCAGAUGGACAAUGGAGAAAUUCUGGUGACUGUUGAGGCUGUCCCUAAAGGCGAGUUUGUGGUCGUUGUAAAAGGAACUGACAAAGUGUCCAACAGUCAAUUUCAGAGGCAGUCAAACACCCAAAUGUCUCUCUCCAAAGUGAAGAUCCAGGCUGUGGUGGACAGCAGUGUGGAGCCAGGACAGACCUUUAAGCUUCCAUUCAGUGUGAUGACUCAGAGCUCUGGUGGAAAGUAUUCCAUCAGUGCCAGAAAUGACAGAAAAUUCCCCAUGAUUUUCCCAAAUGAACUCACCCUGGUAACUGGGCAAUAUGCCAAUGCUACAUUGACCAUAACACCACCUGCCAGCACGCAGUCAGGCACUGAUGUCACACUGACUAUUGACGCACAGUCAUCCAAUGGCGUUGACGCAAAUUAUGCUGUUUUGAGAUUGUCUGUUGUUACCAAGAUUACAGAUUUUAUUCAGCCAUUAUGUAAAGUGGUUAGCGUGCAGGAUAACAAAUGCCCUCGUGAUCUAUCCCAGUGUGGACAUUUCCAGUGGGGGCUCUCAGCUAACAUUACAGAUGGAAACGGAACUGGGAUAGAGAGCAUUUCCUUCCAUCAGGGUAAUGGAACCCUCACAUACACCUCAUUGAGCGCUCCUAUCAUCGUGGCAAACUACAAUGCCUCCUGCUGCUCACAGACUGUUGAAAUAAUAGCUGUAGAUAAAGUUGGCAAUGUGGGAAAAUGCUACCAAUCAAUUGCUAGGUCAGGUGUCCCUCCUGCUCUUACUCUGCCGCUGCCACUGUGGAUAUGCCUGUUGGUAUCUGCCUUCUUAGUAAGGCCUUGAAAGACUCAGGUAACAUUAUGCUAAUCUUGUGUCUUUAAUCUGCGCCAAAUUUAAAUCAUUUAAAAUAAUGCACUUCUGCUAUAAUGUCUAUUUUGCUUACUGGUGUUCAGCUUAAAUAAAGCUUCUCUCAGCUUUUCCCUU
Messenger RNA from Pundamilia nyererei, 1101 nucleotides. RefSeq lists its product as uncharacterized. Bases 43 to 960 code for a protein of 305 amino acids. The record is from RefSeq and is a predicted model, not a curated record. NCBI's taxonomy places the organism in Eukaryota, Metazoa, Chordata, Actinopteri, Cichliformes, Cichlidae. The transcript has 4 exons.